Messenger RNA from Thermochaetoides thermophila DSM 1495, 2841 nucleotides. RefSeq names its product carboxypeptidase-like protein. Lineage: Eukaryota; Fungi; Ascomycota; Sordariomycetes; Sordariales; Chaetomiaceae. Gene Ontology annotation, molecular function: carboxypeptidase activity. The transcript is spliced from 2 exons. The record is from RefSeq and is a predicted model, not a curated record. The coding region runs from base 1 to 2841 and encodes 946 amino acids.
AUGGCGCCAAACAGCAAAGAUUACGAUCCCAUUCCCCCGAUACCAACCUACGACGAGGCUGUCGCCAGCAGCAGCCGUGCCAACAACGUAUCCCCCUCCACUCCUAGCCAAAACCGUCCUCAUUCCCCCGUCGAUGAUCCCCAUGCUCCCGAGUCCUCCGAGUCCUUUUCGCUUCUCCGAAACCCGCGCAAUGCAUCCGAAGCGUCCUCUUCACAAUCCUCGCAUCAGGCGCAACGGGGCCGUUAUCCCCGGGGCUACCGCCCUCCAACCGUUGAGACAGACGAUGAGAGCGGCUUGUUCAGCUCCUCGGACGAUUCAGACUCGGAUGCCGACGAGCGCGAGGCUGAUCAGGUCCGGCGCGAGAUGCAAGAGCUUGAGAUCGACGACUCAGACGUCCACGGGCGUAGCAGUCGCGGCGCGUCGCUGUGGGGGAAGCGAAUCGGCCGUUUGUCCCUGGCGCUGCCGCAAUGGCGUUGGAAAUGGCGCUGGAGGUUACCUGUUCCCAGGUUAAGGAUACGGCUUGGUCGAGACAGUGACAGCAGCGGCGAUGAUGCAGGUGGUAGAGGUGGGAGCGCUGGCACGGAUGGCUCGGGUGCAACAGACUCUACGCAGACGACCAGGUGGCGCUUCGCGUUGCCAAAGCUGGGGAGCACCGCGCUGUUUUUGCUGGUCGCCCGCGUGCUGGCGUUGAUUGUUGUCCUGGGCUUCCUUUACUUGUUGUUCGCAAGCAAUGUCUUCUCCGAUAUGGCGCGUCGUAUGGCUCGCCAGAUCGACCCGGAGACCCUCAGGAUACACAUCCAGGCCAGCGUUGACCCGAGGGUAAUCAGGGACAACCUUAAGCACUUUACGAGCUACGCCCAUCUUUCAGGAACAGAGGGCGAUUUUGCUCUGAUGGAAGAUAUCGAGCUGAUGUUCCAGAGUUAUGGCCUGGACGAGGUCAAACGUGAUGUAUAUCACGUUUACCUAAACUACCCUAAGGCUGACGGGAGGGCCGUUCAGGUUUUAGGCCCCGAUGGGAAGCCCACCUGGUCCGCAAAACUGGAAGAAGAAGAAACGCACAGUGAAACGGCAGGUCACCAGACAUAUGCCUUUCAUGGCCAUUCCAAGUCUGGUACGGUCAAAGGACCACUGAUUUAUGCCAAUUACGGCACCAGAGAGGAUUUUGAGAUGCUUAAAAAGAAAGGAAUUGACACCAAGGGCGCCAUUGCCCUGGUUCGCUCGCGUGGGUCGCAGGACGACCCGGCGUUGCAAGUCAAGGCUGCCGAAUUGGCAGGGUUCUCCGGCUGUCUAAUCUUCAGCAAUCCCGGAGAUCAUGGGCGUUUCCAACCACAGUCCGGUGCGCCCAAUGGCCCCCAUCUUCCCGCCGAUGGCGUGGAAAGGGCCUCGGUAAGCCUGAGAAACUGGGUUGUUGGUGAUGUCUUAACUCCUGGAUGGGGCAGCAAGGAGCGCAUGCCACGCAUGAAAGUAGACCAGACUAAGGGCCUGGUGAAGAUCCCCAGCCUUCCCUUGGCUUGGCGAGAUGCUGAGCCCCUCCUCAAACGGCUCAAGGGCUUUGGUGACCCUAUCCCCGACACGUGGAGCAGUUCGGCUUUUGACUACAAGGAUAUGUGGACCGGCAAUGCCUCCUCGCCCAUCGUUCUGCUCAAGAACGAGCAAGACGAGAUUGAGAAGCAGCCUAUCUGGAAUGUGUACGGCCGCAUUGAAGGCAUCGAGCAGGAGGAAAAGAGGGUCAUCAUCGGCAACCACCGCGAUGCGUGGGGUUUCGGUGCCGCCAGCCCGCAUUCAGGUACAGCCAUCAUGCUCGAGAUCGCACGCAUUAUGGGCGACCUCGUUGCACGUGGCUGGCGCCCGCAGCGCACCAUCGAAUUCAUGUCUUGGGAUGGUGGUGCCCAAAACCUGAUUGGCUCUACGGAGUACGUCGAACAGAACGAUGAGAGCCUGCGGAAGGACGCCUUCGCCUACAUUAAUCUCGACAAGGCGGUAUCAGGGGAUACCUUCCGCGCUGCCGGCUCUCCUGUCUUUCACAGGCUUCUUCUCCAGAUCCUGAAUCGAGUUGGUGAUCCCUUCUACAACACUACCUUACGCGAUCGCUGGGAGCAACGCCAAGGACGCAUCGAAGGCCUUGGGACCGACUCGGACUACGUUGCCUUCCAGGACAUUGUCGGCACCUCUUCUCUCGACCUUCACUUCGAUGGCAAGGGCUACCCCCGCCAUUCGAACUGGGAUAACUUCGACUGGAUGGAGCAGCACGGCGACCCCGGUUUCGUCUACCACGCCCUCCUCGCUCAGGUUCUUGGCCUACUGGUCCUUGAGCUGUCCGACAGACUUGUGCUUCCGUUUGACAUGAUCUCCUACGCCAGCAGCUUGUCCACGUGGACUGAUAAGCUCGAGUUGUGGGCGGACGAACAGGGCGCCAAGAAGGCGGCUAUCGGCCCGGAAAAGAAGCCAUUCAGUCUCGCCGCACUCAAGGACGCUGUUAAGGAGGUCGACAAGUCGGUUCACGAGUUCAUCAAGUUCGAGGUGGCAUGGGAGAACAGCGUCAUGGCUUCCAACGGGUGGGAGCCCUCCUCGACUGGCCGGCAGCGCUGUGAGUACAACUCACGCAUGGCCAAGUUCGAGUCUGAUCUGCUUGACUUGGACGGGAUUCCGAACCGUACUCAGUUCAAGCACGUCGUCUUCGGUCCCCUGCAAUGGUCGACGGACCGGGAUGCGUACUUCCCUUCUAUCCGAGACGCCAUCCUUUCGGGUAACUGGACUCAAGCUCAAUUGACUGCCGACAAGGUUGCUGGUAUCAUCAAGCAAGCCGCAGCCAACCUUGUGGAAGGAAUGAACUCUUCAUAA